UAGUACUACUCACUCCCUAUCACAAGCCACCACUAUCUCAACCAUGAAAAUCCCAAUUUUUCUAACACCUUUCCUUCUCUGCCUCUUCAUCUCCCUAGUCCAAGCACAAACCCCAAAAUGUGACAUCCAAGAUGAUGGCUCAACACUCAAAGUGUUCCAUAUCUUCAGCCAAUGUUCUCCAUUCAAACCAUCAAAACCAAUGUCAUGGGAAGAAAGUGUCCUAAACCUACAAGCUAAAGACCAAGCUAGAAUGCAAUACUUCUCCAGCUUAGUUGCUAGGAAAUCAGUUGUACCAAUUGCAUCAGCAAGACAAAUAAUUCAAAGUCCAACAUACAUUGUUAAGGCUAAGUUUGGUACUCCACCUCAAACUUUGCUUUUGGCUUUGGAUACUAGUAGUGAUGCUGCUUGGAUUCCUUGUUCCGGUUGUGUUGGUUGUUCAACAUCAAAACCUUUUGCUCCUAUUAAGUCCACAAGUUUUAGGAAUGUUAGCUGUGGUUCUCCUCAUUGCAAACAGGUACCCAACCCCACUUGCGGUGGAAGCGCGUGUGCAUUCAACUUCACUUAUGGUAGUUCUUCCAUUGCAGCUAGUGUGGUCCAAGACACACUUACCCUAGCAACUGACCCAAUUCCAGGGUACACUUUUGGCUGUGUUAACAAAACAACAGGAAGUUCAGCACCACAACAAGGGCUAUUGGGCUUGGGCCGAGGCCCAUUGUCGCUCUUGUCCCAAAGCCAAAAUCUCUACAAGUCCACAUUCUCUUACUGUUUGCCUAGCUUUAAGUCGAUUAACUUUAGUGGGUCGUUGAGACUUGGGCCAGUGUAUCAGCCUAAGAGGAUCAAGUAUACCCCACUUCUCAGAAACCCUAGAAGAUCGUCACUCUAUUAUGUUAACUUGGUUGCUAUUAAAGUUGGUCGAAAAAUCGUCGAUAUCCCUCCUGCAGCGCUAGCCUUCAACCCGACUACCGGUGCCGGGACCAUUUUUGAUUCAGGUACCGUAUUUACUCGACUAGCUGAACCGGUAUACACCGCCGUAAGAAACGAGUUUCGCCGACGAGUUGGCCCAAAACUACCUGUGACAACCCUAGGAGGGUUCGACACAUGCUACAAUGUCCCAAUAGUUGUACCAACUAUAACAUUCUUGUUCUCAGGCAUGAAUGUAACACUACCACCAGACAACAUCGUCAUACACAGCACCGCCGGUAGCACAACAUGUUUGGCCAUGGCAGGAGCACCCGAUAACGUGAACUCGGUGUUGAACGUGAUAGCCAACAUGCAACAACAAAACCACCGUGUGCUAUUUGAUGUACCCAACUCAAGAAUUGGUAUUGCUCGUGAGCUUUGCACCUAAUAAGUGGUUCUUGGUUAAGAUCAAUUUUCUUAGGUACAAUAAUAAUCUUGUCGAAUUGGGAUUAUGAGUUAAUUAUUUGGGUAGUUGGUAUUUUAUUUUUAUUCAUGUCAUUUGGGUUUUGGUAUUGCUAAGAGUUUAUUGCUAACUAUGUAGUAAGAUAUUGAACUACCAUAUGUAAGGAAUUGGUAAAUGUAAGUUUCGAAGUUUGAAGUAUUUAUAUUGUAUCUUUGUAAUGGUAUUUGCCACGGGCAUAUAUAGCACUUAAUUAAGUUGUUUUAUUGAAUAUGAUUAUUGAA
This is a messenger RNA of Medicago truncatula (barrel medic), 1644 nucleotides long. RefSeq names its product aspartyl protease AED3. Gene Ontology annotation, biological process: proteolysis. The record is from RefSeq and is a predicted model, not a curated record. The transcript is spliced from 3 exons. Bases 44 to 1348 code for a protein of 434 amino acids. Lineage: Eukaryota; Viridiplantae; Streptophyta; Magnoliopsida; Fabales; Fabaceae. Gene Ontology annotation, molecular function: aspartic-type endopeptidase activity.